AUACAACUCAAACACACACACACACAUAUAUAUAUAUCUAAUCUUUUGGAGCUUUCUUUGUGCUAUAAAGUUGUGACAUCUAUAUUUGGUUUCCAUUGUCGUUAUUAAGAGAAAAUGGUUUUAUUUAGGCCACUAUCUCUUGUGGCUCUACUUGUUGGACUGUUAUUGGUCGUUAAUGAAUCCGAAAGUCGGGUUGCAAGAAAGGAUUUGGGUCUGGAUCUGGGUGGUGUUGGAGUCGGACUCGGAACAGGUAUCGGGUUAGGCUUGGGAGGCGGAAGUGGCUCAGGAGCUGGGUCCGGUUCCGGUUCUGGGUCAAACUCGUAUUCAUCAUCAGGGUCCAGUUCAAGUUCAUCGGGUGGGUCGGAUGCAAGCUCUGAAGCGGGCUCAUAUGCUGGGUCAUAUGCAGGAUCAAGAUCCGGGUCGGGUUCGGAGGCAGGUUCUAGAGCCGGGUCUCAUGCUGGGUCUAGGGCCGGGCCAGGAUCAGGUAGAAGCGAAGGACAUGGGUCGGCUCGAGGGAGUGGCCGUGGUUCCGGACGUGGUGGUGGUGGUGAAGGUUCUGGUGGCGGGGGCGGCUCCGGAAUUGGUGAUGCCUCCGGCGAGGGUGGUGGCUAUGGUGAGGGUUAUGGCGGAGGAGGAGGUGAUUGAACUUUGAAACAAAGGCCAAAUUAAGACAUACAAGACAUGAUGAAUAAAGCUAGAAGUUAAUAAUAUAGAAUAAUGACUAAUUAAGUUUACAUAGCAUAUAUUAUAUAAUAUUAUUAUAUGAUCACCAUUUCAAUUUUAUGUGUGGCAUAAAUAAAUUAGUGCAUGGUGAUAAGCUUGUACUAUGUAUGUUUGGUCUAGCUAGCUAGCUCAAGUACUCAAGGGCAAGAAUUACUAAUAUAGUUUUCUCUUUGUAUUUCCAUGUAAUUUUUCUAGUGUCUAUCAAAUAUACAUGGAAUAAUAAUAUUCUACGUUUCUAUAUCUCUA
Molecule: messenger RNA, 969 nt
Organism: Humulus lupulus (European hop)
Lineage: Eukaryota; Viridiplantae; Streptophyta; Magnoliopsida; Rosales; Cannabaceae
Product: glycine-rich protein DOT1-like
Exons: 1
Coding region: 115-645 (176 amino acids)
Source: RefSeq, a predicted model, not a curated record